Planococcus citri (citrus mealybug) is the source of this 719-nucleotide messenger RNA. RefSeq lists its product as uncharacterized. The transcript has 4 exons. The record is from RefSeq and is a predicted model, not a curated record. Lineage: Eukaryota; Metazoa; Arthropoda; Insecta; Hemiptera; Pseudococcidae. Bases 82 to 624 code for a protein of 180 amino acids.
GUUGGAAAUACUAUUGUGUUACACUUUUACUGGUAUUUUUUUUUUUCGUGGUUAUUCACAGUUUAGUUGACAGUAAUAAGUAUGAAUAUCGCGAGUGCGACCUUGGUGGUGAUUUUUUUGCAUUUUAGUCAAAAUGCCGAAUCUGCGGGCCAGGGUUUCAAAUUACACUUGGCCAAAGCUUACUCGUGUGAUAAUUCCAAUACGACUUAUAUCGUCAAAGAUAUCAAAAUAGACACUCACGAUGAUCAAAGUCAUCUGACCGUUGUUGUCGAUUUGCUUCAAGAUAUCAACGUAUCUAAUAUGACCGUCAUGAUUGAAAAAUGUGACCCGUCUGGAGAAAAAUGCGAAUCGAUGGGUAAAUUCACCAUCAAGGAUCUUUGUAACGUGCUUUUCGCCAAAAGUAAAGUCUGGACCGCUGUGAUCGAUUCCAUCCAACCACGCCCGGAGUGCCCUCUUUUGAAGAAAAAUGAAUACGUUUUACAAAAUGCCACCGUUAAUGUGAACGAUGUAAUGAAAUUAUAUCCAGACAGUACAAAAUUUUACUGGAAAAUCCAAGGCAUAUUGAACGAUGUUGAUAAUAAACCGAGAGCUUGUGCUGAAUUUGAAGCAACGUCCAAGACGUAAUUUUUUAAUUUUUUCAGUAGUAGCAAAUUGUUUUACUACAAUAUUUGUUGAGUUGUGAAAAUGUAAUUCUAUUGCGAAUUAAAAUAUGUAUUUCA